Molecule: messenger RNA, 5630 nt
Organism: Esox lucius (northern pike)
Lineage: Eukaryota; Metazoa; Chordata; Actinopteri; Esociformes; Esocidae
Gene: hsd17b3
Product: hydroxysteroid (17-beta) dehydrogenase 3
Exons: 11
Coding region: 4550-5338 (262 amino acids)
Cellular component (GO): endoplasmic reticulum
Molecular function (GO): testosterone dehydrogenase (NADP+) activity
Source: RefSeq, a predicted model, not a curated record
GAGGGAAGUCUGGGCAUCCCUGCUUAGACUGCUGCCCCCGCGACCCGGCCCCGGAUAAGCGGAAGAAGAUGACAUGAUGACAUGACAUGUUCUGGGCAUUUGUUCAAUAAGAUGUAACCGAGGGACUGGCUGGACAUUAAAACAUUUAAAAAAUUACCGGCCCAUCUCUGUCUUACCUUUCAUUUCCAAGUUAUUGGAGAUCAACUCCAACACUUUUUGUCAAAUAACUGUAUAUAUGAGGUUUUUCCUAUCUGGGUUUAGGACUGCCCACAGCACUGAGUCUGCUCUCCUGCGAGUGCUGAACGACAUUUAUAUCUCUACUGACUCUGGAGACACUGUGGUUUUAGUUCUCUUAGAUCUUUUGGCGGCUUUGGACACCGUUGACCACCCAACUCUGUUAACUAGACUGGAGACAUGGGUGGGCAUAAAAGGCUCUGUUUUGUCAUGGUUCCAGUCUUACCUUUCUGACAGAAAGUUUUUAGUAAAGAUGGGCAACUUCUCCAGCUCCAUGGCACCUCUGAGCUGUGGUCUUCCACAGGGCUCCAUUUUGGCUCCCUCUCUAUUUUCUCUCUACAUGCUACCACUGGGCGCAAUGUUUAGGAAACACUGUAUGCGGACGACACUCAAAUUUACAUUCCAAUUAAGCGAAAUAAUCCUGCAGCAAUAAAUUCUCUUCUGCUAUGCUUAGAGGAGGUGAAGGCAUGGCUGGCUCAAAAUUUCCUCUCUCUAAAUGAUGAUAAGACCAAGUUCAUUGUUUUCAGCCCGAGUGAGAGGUCCCAGUGUGCAAGCCCAGACUUGGGGAGUCUAUCUCCCGUUAAAUCUACCGGAGUGCGGAACUUAGGUGUUCUUGUUGACCAGUCCUUAAAGUUUGAUAAACACAUCUCAUCUGUAAUCAGUUCCGGUUUCUACCAACGAUCAUAUCUCUCCUAUCCUCAGAUCUUAACACUGGCUACCAGUUUGGCAGAGAAUAGAUUUUAAAAUCCUCCUCUUUGUCUACAAAUCUUUACACAACAUAGCUCCGGUUUAUCUCUCUGAACUUCAUCCGUACAUUCCGUCCAGAAGUCUCAGAUCCCACGACCAGGCGCUGCUGGUAGUCCCUCGUGUCAGACUAAAGCGUAGAGGGGAGCAUGCUUUUGCGGUGGCAGGGCCUCGUCUGUGGAACACCCUCCCUCUAGAGAUCAGAACGGCUCCAAACCUCUCUGCUUUUAAGUCUUUGGUUAAAACAUACCUGUUCUCUUUAGCAUAUUGAUGAUUUUUCUUGGGCUGUUUUAACUAUUUUACAUUUGUGUCUUUGUUUUAAAGUUAAUCUUAGUUUAGAUGUUCUCUAUAUGUUUAUGGGUUGUUUUGCUGCUUUUCUUUUUUAUAUGCGUGUUCUGUAAAGCACUUUGGUCUGCCUAGCGGCUGUUUAAAUGUGCUAUAUAAAUAAAUGAACUUGAACUUGGACAUCAAAAUAAGAGAAGCAUGAACUUUUCUGAAGUCCAUAAAGUCCUCAUUGGGUCAUCUUUCUUUGAGACUAUAACAACAGAGUUUCUCCACUCACUUUGUGACCUUUCAAUGACUGCUGGUGACUUUAUCACCACCAGCCCCUCCUUGAAUACUGGAAGAAACAUCUCAGGAAUCCUAGAUAUUCUCUGGCAAACCAAUGUGGUAUAACAAGAUUUUUCUGAGGACAUAUGGCCUCCAACUCUUUCUGCAUCUGUGGAGACAAAUGUGGCAAAUCCAUAUCCAGAUCUGGACUGAUGCUUGGGAAAAGAGACAGAACUUUCCCUAUGAGACUCUGAGACAUUACAAGCUGCUCUGCAGCGCCCCCUUCUGGUUCAUGGGCUUACCCAAUGGCAAAACUCUCCCAACACCUGUCUCCUUACAGAACAUUCUGUCCUAACAAGACUUAUGCCUUUAACAAGCCCAACAGUUAAACACAAGCUCUUUCCCUGUGCCUGGGCUGCAGGAUACUCAUGUUCAUCUCCAUUUGCACAGUAUUUAUGUCGGGUUCUAACACUAACUAACAGGGCUGUAGCUGGAAUACCACUGAUUGUGACUUGCAUGCAGUGACUUGACUUAGACUUGUCUGAAGUGACUUAAAGACAUUUCUGGUUUGGCGUAAACAGAAAGUGGCUGUACUGAAAAUAACCUGAUCCCCACUGUUAAAUAUGGUGGAGGUUCCAUGAUGUCUUGGUGUUGUUUUUCCUCCAAAGGCCCUGGGAACCAUGUUAGGGUACAUGGAAUCAUGAACUCUAUGAAAUACCAGGAACUUUUAAAUCUGAAUUUGGCUGCCUCUGCCAGGAAAAUAAAACGGGGUCAUCAUUGGAUCUUCCGGCAGGACAAUGAUCCUAAACAUGCAUCCAAAUCAACACAGAAAUGGUACACUGAACACAAAAUCAAGCUUCUGCCAUGGCCAUCUCAGGCCCCUGACCUAAACCCCAUUGAAAACCUGUGGGCUGAGUUGACAGAUUUUUUUCACAGAAUAAAUUUACUUCAAUUAAAGGUUGGAUGUUUUCAGCUUAUUCAGCUUAUUCAGCAAAAGGUGAAUUUUUUAGUUAUCCUUUUUUACUCAUCUUUACUAGGGGUGCCAAUACUUGUGGAGGGCACUACAUAUUUGUCUGAUUUCAAAUCCAAACAUUUGGAGUAUAGAGACAGAAAGACGUAAAGCAUAUUGGUGAAGUGGUUCAGUUGUUGUUUGGCCAAACAUUAGAAUGGGGAAGACAAGUGAUCUACUCUACUUCAACCGUGGUAUGAUUGUUGGUGACAGAUGUGGUUGUUCCAGCAUUUCAGAAAGAGCUAACCUCCUGGGAUUUUCACACACUACAGUCUCUAGAGUUUACAGAGAAUGGUGAAAAAAACAAACAACAUGUCUUGAGAGGUUUUCUGGCCAAACACAGGCAUACUGAGGAGAAUAUGCCAGACUUAUGUGGACAGAAAGGUUACAAAUACUCCAAAAACACUUUUCACAACAGUGGUGUGCAGAAGGGCAUCUAGAAAUACACAAUGUGUGGAACCUUGAAGAGGAUGGGCUGCAGCUGCAGAAGACCUUACCGGGUUACAGCUCAGAAUAGGAAAAUUAAUCUACAGUGACAACCAAUACUGUAAGAUUGAGGAAAGGAAAAACUUUUCCUGGUCUGACAAACCUUGAUUUCAGCUGCGAUACAUAUAAUUUGUCUUAAACUGCAUGGAUCUACAGAUCCAUCUUGCCUUAUGACUUCAGUAUAGGAUGGAAAUGGUGUAAUAGCAUGGAGAAUGUUUUCUUGGUACACAUUAAGCCCCUUCAUGCCAGUUUUAAUGCCACAGCAUAUCUAAGCAUUGUGUUUGACCAUGAACAUAUCUUGAUAGACAUAGUCUAUUUUCUAAUGGAUACUUCCAGCAGGACAACGUGACAAGUCAUAAAGCAUGCCUCAUCUCAUGCUGUUUCCAUGAACAUGACUGGGACAGUUUACUCCAAUGGCCUGAAAGUCCCCAAAUCUCAUUGUGUUGUAUUACGAGCUUUAAUGAAAGCGAUACCACUUCUACAAUCUCUUAUUACUGUUGAUAUCUUACUAGUGGCACAGUGUCAUAAUGUUAAAAAAUUCAUUUAGAUAACAUAUUGGAGGAUGUACCAAAUAUUAUCUUUUUGGUACAUUUCGAGAAAUAACGAAGUCAUUCCUUUUGUCAGUGUAUUGAAGAUCAAUGUUCGAAGUCCUGAAACAAAGCAGAAGAAAACCAAGAGGAGCAUGAAAGGAGCACAACAACAGUCCUGAAACGCUGUACACUCAGAGCAGACUAUAUAGACAAACAGCAUAUUAUACUAUGGGGAAAAAGAGAUGCUGGCGAGGUUCAGUAGCCUGUAUGAAGCCCUGAGAACAUUCAGUUCCAGCCAAACUCCACAGCUUUCAGAAUAUGUUUUUAUCUCCUUUUACACCCUUCUGUUUUCCUUUAGUGAAGAACAUGUGGGCUUCUGGUGUAGAGUUUGAUUUGGUCUUGAUUAGGGUUGUUAUUCUGAAUUUUGAUGUUUUCGUGUGUGUGUUUGUGUGUUUGUGUGCCGGCAUCUGUGUUUGUGUGAGUCACCACAAUAACAAACAUUUCUGGAAUGGUCCCUGAUAGUAACAUAUUUGAAUCAAACACAAACAUCCAGAAAAUUCUUCUGGCCUGUUGGCUCUGAUAGAUGUAGUGAAACAAAAAUGUUUUUAUCCACAUUUUGUGUUUCUGUUUUCUCUUUAAGCAAGCCACAGCCUCAGUGUGAAAUUGUUGUAGCUAAGGUUAUAAGAACCGACCAAAUAUAAAUAGAUAAUGGACUGCAAAUACAGCAGCACUACUACAAACAAAAAACUUUUUUGGUCUUUUUACACCAUAGGUAAUUAAAUAUAAAGUGAAAACAAUGUUUUGUGGGUGUAUCCCAACCACCACGUCCCCAGAGAGAAAGUGAAACAUCUGACUUCUAUAAAACACGCAUUAGUGCAGAAUGUGGGCAUGCGCUGAAGACUGAAUCAUCAGGGCACAGGUUUAAAUUAAACAGAGGGAAUAAAAAAUCUCAUUAAUUGACUAUACUUCAAGAGAGACGUCUGAAUUAACCCUGUGUAUGUUUAUGAGUAAAGUGGUCACUGGAGGGUCAGAUGGGAUAGGGAGGGCUUACUCGUUUGAACUAGCAGGACGUGGGCUGAACAUUGUGAUCCUGAGCAGAACCAAGGACAAACUGGACCAGGUGGCACUGGAGAUAGGACAAACCACAGGCCAGAAAGUGAAAGUGAUCGUUGCAGAUUUCACUGAAGAUGACGAGUACGAACAAAUUCAGGAGGAGCUGAAAGGCCUAAACAUUGGUGUAUUAGUGAAUAAUGUUGGGAUUCUGCCCAGUCAUAUUCCCAGCAAGUUCCUACAAAUCAGGAAUCUGACCCAGAGAAUUACUGAAGUGAUCAACUGCAAUGUGAAAGCCUUGGUGAAGAUGAGCCAAAUAGUUCUGCCAGGGAUGGAGAAGAGAGGGAAAGGAGUGAUCGUGAACAUCUCUUCUGGUGUAGCCUGUGUUCCCUCCCCCAUGUACACCAUGUACUGCGCAUCAAAGGUUUUUGUGGAGAGGUUCUCUCAAGGUCUGCAGGCUGAAUAUAAAGAAAAAGGAAUCGUGAUACAGACAGUGGCUCCGUUCGGGGUGUCCACCCCCAUGACGGGCUACCUGAAGCCCAACCUGGUUACCAUGACAGCGGAGGACUUUGUCAGGACGUCCCUGAAGUACCUGAAAGCAGGAGACAAGACCUAUGGCAGCAUCUGCCACACAAUAAUGGGAUGGAUAUUACAGUCUGUUCCUCUGCAGAUCAUCCACAGUGAGAGAAUGCAGGACUGUCUCCGGGAGUAUGUAAAUAAAAGAGUGGGGUCAUAGACCAUAGGUGUUGCCAUAGACCAUCCCCUGCAAAACAUUCUGUUAGACACAUCGCCAUAAUGUCUGCAUAUCUGUUAAUAAUAUAAUACCUUUUAAUAAGUAACUAUUUGUACAAGAGGAUAUUUGAACUUUGUUUACAGGAGCUGUUGGAGACAAAUCUGAGAAAAUGUAUCACAUUCUGAUAAUAUUUGUGCAAAAUUGGAAUGAUAUCUGUCAAACUUUUAGAACUGUACGUCUGUUUUGAAUCAAAUGGCUGAUGAGCUACUUUAUGUAUUUAAUAAAAGGUCAACUG